AUGUCUGACCUAUCCCGUAGAGAACCCUCUACGAAGGCUCUCCUAGAGAAAGCCAGGUACCAGUCUGGCAGCAUCGGCGAGGCCCUCAAUGACCCCGAGCAGAACACGACUGGCGCGCAGUUUGACAAGAGCAAAUAUCCCUCUGAGCCGGUCUGGGAUAAGGGUAGCACGACCAAAGUGGCGGUUGAUGUUCCUCCUACGGGGAAGAUGUGA
Molecule: messenger RNA, 213 nt
Organism: Aspergillus viridinutans
Lineage: Eukaryota; Fungi; Ascomycota; Eurotiomycetes; Eurotiales; Aspergillaceae
Exons: 2
Coding region: 1-213 (70 amino acids)
Source: RefSeq, a predicted model, not a curated record